This is a messenger RNA of Leptonychotes weddellii (Weddell seal), 2407 nucleotides long. NCBI's taxonomy places the organism in Eukaryota, Metazoa, Chordata, Mammalia, Carnivora, Phocidae. The record is from RefSeq and is a predicted model, not a curated record.
UGGAGCAAGUAGCAAGUGGACCCCACAGGCUCUGUCACAAGCACCUGGAUUUGCUGGGGCACCAGACAGAGAGACAGGACCAUGUGGCUGUCCCCAUUUCUGCUCCUUCUCUGCCUCUCAGCUUCUGGCUUAGCUCCUUCCUCUCUGUUCCAGCAUUCUCCCACCCACCAUACCCAUUGGGAUUACAAACACCAUUUGGAAAAAUGUGACCACUUUACAUUUAUGGAGAGUUGUAUGGCUAGAAGGGAAGGGGGAAAGGUGGUGAAGAAAGAUGGCUCUUUGUCCCUGACGGGCCCCAGCUCUGUGACAGGCACUUUGGGUGGCUCUCUGAGUGUGCCAUGUCAGUACGAGGAGGGAUACCAGAGGCAUAACAAAUACUGGUGCCGAGGAGAGUUCGGCAUAACAUGUGAGAAGAUUGUGGAGACCAAGGGAGAAGAGAAAGAAGAGAGGAGUGGGCGUGUGUCUAUCAGAGACCAUGCUGAUAACUUCACCUUUAUAGUGACCAUGGAGAACCUUACUACAGACGAUGCUGGAUCCUACUGGUGUAGAAUUCAGAGAACAUGGUUACCUGACCCUUUAGUCCAGGUUAAUGUGUCUGUUUCUGCAGCACCAAAAAAAACCACAGAGAGGAUCACAUGUCAAGCUGUACCUGCUGACUUUCCGGGGCUGAAAAGCAAGCAGAACCUCAGCACCAAGGAGGUGUUGACCUACUGCUCAGGGUCCUUGCUCAGCAGUGUCCACUUCUUGCUCCUGGUCUUCCUGAAGCUUCCCCUGUUCUUGACAUUGGUGGGUGCUGUCCUCUGGGUGAACAGGCCUCAGAGGGGCUGUGGAGGAAAUAAGCCUAAUGAGGAUAAUCCACAAUGUAGUACACCGUCCCCAGGAAUGGCCUGUCCAGGAAUGUAGCCCUUCAGACUGGACAAGAGAGACCUUCAGACUCUGGACUCCAGGGCAGGGGGGCAGCAGUGCCUGGAUUCUGGAGGGACCCAGGUCUUUUUGAGGGUAUUGUUCCAGUGUCUUGAGGGAGAAUCUUGGGUCUUAGAGGACACUUGCUCUGAGUCCUCAGGUGCAGGAAGGAUGAGUCUCCUGGGCUCAUGCUCGGGGUCCUCCUUUCUCUGCUGCAGAUCCCUUAGCUCCUUGCCCUCAUGCCUACCUCCCAAGGGCAAGAAUUCUCUGGAAGUUGCUGGAAAGCCUGGCCCUUUAUGCUUCUCCUUGCCACAAAAGCUUCUCAGUUCAGUGUUCCCCAGGGCAAUAACCACCUCCUUCCUGCAGCCAGGAGGCUCCGUGAGGACUUGUCCGUCACAACCUCCAUCCUUGGGCUCACAGGGCUUCAACCUCACUUGUGUCCCUGAGACCAGGGAGUGUAUGGCUGGGCUCAGCACCUCUCUGCCUGGGCCGGCCAUGACUGAGAAACUUCAGGUUAAAGCUCUGGCGCUGAUUGGAGCAGUAGUGGGAAGAGUAGUAGGUGCCCCUAACAUCACUCCUGGAAUUCCCCAACUGGGAGGGCCUCCUGUGCACAGAGGUGAUGGAUGUUCCACUUCAGUAGAAGUCUGGCUGAAGUCACAUGUCAACAGCUGGUGCUUUCCACAGGACAAGCAGACAUAGUUUUCCAAAGAAGGGCACAGGGCACAGAGGUGAAGAAAUACUUCCCAAUUGGGAUGGCAUGAUGCCACAGCCAUCACGGGGCAUACCAGCCCCAGCCCCGGAAAGGACUCAGUUGGUUUCAAAUGCUUGUCAGUGGCUCCCCUCUGGAAGUUUGCAGGGACAUACACAGUCUGUCACAAGCACGCGUCCCCGGCUCCACUCAGCUCCUUGUGUCUAGACCAGCCCUCUCGUCUCCGCCACGUGAAGCCUUCCCUGAGCUCGUGAUGCCAGUUUCCAGAAAACGCUCUGAGCUCCUGAGCGCUGUGUUCGCCGGCUGGGUGGUCACGCUCGGAACCCGAGUCCCGGCAUGGCUUCUGCUAGGGCAGGGCCCCUCGGGGCCCCUUGAGGAGAACUGGCACUGGCCCAGGACUCUGCAGACGGAGAAAUUCAAGCAAAGAGGCACAUAUGGACCAUAUGAUAAAACACACACAGGGCGAUGUAGGAAACACAACGCUGGGCAAGAGAGAAGCUUAUGAUGUACUUUAUUCUUUCUCAAACUUAUUUUUAAGUAUUCUAGUUUCUUUACCUUUCCAUAUAAAUUUUAGAGUAAGUUUGUCUACCAAAACAGCCUUGCUGAGAUUUUGAUAGGAAUUGUUUUAAACUUAUAGAUCGUAUUGGGAUAAUCGACAUCUUUCCUGUGUGGAUAAUAUGGUACCUCUCACGAUUUAUUUAAAUAUUCCUUGGCUUAGGUCACCCAAGUUUUGUAAAUUUUAGUAUAUGGAGGGGCGCCUGGGUGGCUCAGUCGUUGAGCGUCUGCCUUUGGCUC